Anastrepha ludens (Mexican fruit fly) is the source of this 2071-nucleotide messenger RNA. Its product is annotated as facilitated trehalose transporter Tret1-like. The record is from RefSeq and is a predicted model, not a curated record. NCBI's taxonomy places the organism in Eukaryota, Metazoa, Arthropoda, Insecta, Diptera, Tephritidae. The coding region runs from base 147 to 1613 and encodes 488 amino acids. Gene Ontology annotation, biological process: carbohydrate transport; transmembrane transport. Gene Ontology annotation, molecular function: sugar transmembrane transporter activity. Gene Ontology annotation, cellular component: membrane. The transcript is spliced from 5 exons.
ACAAAGUGCACAGGAUAUUAAGGAUACAGCAAAUUUGUGCAAACAGUUAUACGAAAUACGAAAUAGAAAAGGAUAUUAGUGAGCGCUAUUUGCUUUGGCUAGUAAACGCCGUUGUGCCUUCAUACAUAAUCACCACUCUACUACUAAUGAGUUCACAAGAACCACACACACAAGUCAAAUACAGUGAAGUGAGUCCUUUUCAGAUAAGCGACGGAUUUUCACGCAGUACCAGAAUGGAGCCGGUCAAGACUAUAAGAAUUUUCAUGGCUGCUUUUGCGGCUAAUUUAUCAGCCUUUGCGGUGGGCACUUGCCUUGGUUGGACGUCACCAGUGGGGCCCAAGUUGAAAGCUGUAAAUCCUACAGAUUCGCCACUCGAUCAUCCCAUCACCACCGAGGACGAUGCAUGGAUUUCAUCCAUUUUGGCAUUGGGCGCCUUAGUAGCACCCUUCAUUGCUGGUCCACUUGCCGAUAAAAUUGGACGCAAAUGGGUACUUCUUUCGAGUUCGAUCUUCUUCGUUGUCGCCUAUGUUUUUAUGAUGCUCGCUAGCGAAGUGUGGAUGUUGCUGGUCGGUCGUCUCAUACAGGGCUUUGGCGUUGGUUUUGUCAUGACUGUGCAGCCAAUGUAUGUUGGUGAGAUUGCGACAGAUGCGGUACGCGGCGCCACCGGCUCACUCAUGCAGCUGUUCAUUGUGUCUGGCAUUCUAUAUGUUUACGCCGUCGGUGCUUAUGUCUCGUAUAUGACUUUGCAAUGGUGCUGUAUAGUUAUACCGAUUAUCUUCGACGUCAUCUUCUACUUCAUGCCUGAGAGUCCUUACUAUUAUGCCGGCAAAGGCCAGAAAUCGGAUGCUUUAAAUGCACUGCAAUUCUUGCGUGGUCAAAGCCCUGAUAUUGUACAAGACGAAAUGGCUAUUAUACAGGGAGAAGUAGAGGAGUCCAUGGCCAAUAAGGGUUCCGUUAUGGAUAUUGUUAAAAAUCCGGGCACACGCAAAGCUCUGAUCAUCUCUGCCGGUCUAAUCAUGUUCCAACAACUGUCGGGUAUCAACGUUGUGCUCUUCAACAGUCAAUCUAUCUUCGAAAGCGCCGACACCGGUUUGGAUUCAGCCAUUGCCAGCAUCAUUGUUGGUGGCGUGCAAGUUGGUUCAUCCGCUUUGACGCCUAUUAUUGCCGAUCGUUUGGGCCGCAAAGUCAUCUUACUAAUUUCGGCCUUUGGUAUGUGUGUCGGCUUGGCAGCAUUGGGUGCCUUCUUCUAUGUACAACAAGUUGUGGGUGAUGCAAGCAAUGUCACCUGGUUGCCAGUACCCGCUUUGGUGCUCUUCAAUAUUGUCUACUGCAUCGGAUUCGGUCCACUACCAUGGGCGGUGUUGGGUGAAAUGUUCCCAGCGAAUGUUAAGUCAAUCGCCUCCUCGAUUGUGGCAUCCACCUGCUGGAUUCUUGGAUUCGUAGUAACACGUUGGUAUCCAGCGCUGGACGCUUUGGGUUCAUACUACGCUUUUUGGUUGUUUGCCAUUUUCUGCAUUGUGGCCUUCUUCUUCACUCUUUUCGUGGUGAUGGAAACCAAGGGGCUGAGUCUUCAGGAAAUUCAAGACAGACUAAAUGGAAAGAAGCCAAACUAAGUUACUAGGGGGAUACUAUCUGGGGCGGAGACAUUUACAUCUGCAUGCUGUAAGAUAGCUUAUUUGUGAAUGUAUGUGUGCAUCCUCUCGUAUGCGCUUUGUUCCUCAUUGUAAUGGUGAUAGCCCCUUGUGGGGGCGUUGAUGAGUGAGAUGGUGUGGUGUGGGGUCCUGAAUCAAAUCGCUUCAAAAGUAUUUUUGUCGCAUAUCUAAUGUAAUCUUUAAAGUAUUUCUAGUCUGUAAGCAAUUUUAGUUAAAUUUAUUGAAUAAAUUUAAAGCUGAAUAUUUAUAAAGGAAUAAAAUGAAAACGAUAUUAUAUUUAUCAAUUAAUACGAGGGUGAAACCUCUAAUUGUUAAUGCCUAAUCUAAGUUUGAUGUAUGAUAAUUGACUAUAUAAUAUAAGUAAACAUAAUAACAAUAAUAAUAAAUACGAAUCUAUACUAAUAUUAUAAAGAGGAAAA